Molecule: messenger RNA, 840 nt
Organism: Fusarium subglutinans
Lineage: Eukaryota; Fungi; Ascomycota; Sordariomycetes; Hypocreales; Nectriaceae
Product: glucose 1-dehydrogenase
Exons: 3
Coding region: 1-840 (279 amino acids)
Molecular function (GO): oxidoreductase activity
Source: RefSeq, a predicted model, not a curated record
AUGGGUCGUCUCUCUGGAAAGAACGCUGUCAUCACUGGCGCUGGCGGUGGCAUUGGUCUUGAGACCUCCAUUCUCUUCGCCAAGGAGGGUGCUUCCAUCCUCAUGUCCGACAUCUCCCAACCUGCUCUCGAAAAGGCCGCCGCAAAGGUCAAGCAGCUCGUCCCCGAUGCUCCCCGCGUCGAGAUCCUCAAAGUCGACGUCUCCAAGGAAUCAGAGGUCCAGGCCAUGAUCGAAUCCCUCGACUCCUGGGGCGGCAUCGAUGUCCUCUUCAACAACGCCGGCAUCAUGCACGCCCAGGACGACGACGCCGUCAACACCCCCGAGAACAUCUGGGACCUCACCCAGAACAUCAACGUCAAGGGCGUCUGGUUCGGCUGCAAGCACGCCGUCCUCUCGCUGCGCCGCAACAAGAAGACAAAGGCCUCCAUCAUCAACACCGCAUCCGUCGUCGCCCUCGUCGGCGCCGCGACUCCCCAGCUCGCAUACACCGCCAGCAAGGGCGCUGUCCUCGCGCUCACCCGCGAACUCGCCAUGGUGCACGCCCGCGAGGGCUUCAGGUUCAACAACCUUUGCCCUGCGCCGCUCAACACACCGCUCCUGCAGGACUGGCUUGGUGAUGAUAAGGAGAAGCGCCAUAGACGUGAGGUUCACUUCCCUAUGGGGCGGUUUGGUGAGGCUGUUGAGCAGGCACAGGCUGUUUUGUUCUUGGCCAGCGAUGAGUCGAGCUUUGUCAAUGGGCAUGAUUUUGCGGUUGAUGGUGGUAUGACCAAGUGCUAUGUUACUGCUGAGGGACCUGCGCAUCCUCCUCCUGAGAACAAUGCUACCAAGGACUCGUUGUAA